Molecule: messenger RNA, 1135 nt
Organism: Pistacia vera
Lineage: Eukaryota; Viridiplantae; Streptophyta; Magnoliopsida; Sapindales; Anacardiaceae
Exons: 6
Coding region: 116-712 (198 amino acids)
Source: RefSeq, a predicted model, not a curated record
GGAUGGGGUAACUUGAAAAAUAUAAAAGUUGGAAUGUAAAGACGAAAAUGUCCUUAUUGAACAUUUAUCACUCCUGAGCGAUUCCUGAGUCGGAUGUUAGGGUUCUUAGAAUCUGAUGGAGGGGAUAGUUAAGAAGUAUCAGCAGAAAUUCAAAAGGCUUAAAGAAGAAAUGAAUCGAUGGGACGACCUUCAAUCUCGCUUAAUUGUUCAGUUUAGAAAUGCUUCUUCAAUCAUUGAGAGGUUACAGGUUGUUCAAGAUUGUAAAAACUACUCAAGUUUGAAUUCUGUUGCUGGUGUUCAAGCUGCUGUAUUGCGGAAACAAAUGGAGUCCUUGCAGACUAUUUUGCUUUCUAUGAAAAAAACUGUGGAGGAGUUUCGAGGAGUUGUUUUUUCUUUUGAGAAGUUAUAUCGUGAUGGUAGACAGCUAGUUAAAGGGGGUUCUAAUCAGCUAACAGUGAAACAACUGCAGCAAAGAGUUGGUGUAAAGCCGUGUCUUGCAGAUUGUUUAGAUGGGCUUAUGAUUCUUCAUGACAUGCAUUACUCAGAGUACCUUCUGAAAUCAUCAUUGGUUUCAGCGCUUUCAGAAUUGGCCCUGAAACCCAGUACAAGUGAUCUAGGUGCACUCCAGCAACUCUUAGUUGAUCAGCCAAACAUCCCCAAAGAGGAAGUGCAAUCUAUCUUUGAAAUUGUAUUUGCAGAAGAGAUUAAUUGAUAUUUGUAAGGCGGCUGUUGAAGUCAACCUUCCAUACACUGAAUACCUGGAUGUGGAAUGGAAUUGCAGAGCAUGCUUAUUUCUUGCUGAUGUGAGUACAGAAGAAUGCCUUUGAAGGAUCUGAGUAAAUUAUGCUUGGCAUUCAUGAAGACCUACAGAAUUCUUCCACUUGGAUUAGCUUAAUUUUUGCUCUUCCAAAAAGAAAGUAAAAUCAUGGUGUUGAAUGACUAGAUUCAUUGUGCCAUGGUCUUGUUGCCAGUGUCUUCAUUGGAGACCUGAGAUAGUGCAGAAGGGCCCCCUUGAAACUUUCUUCUUCUUCAUCACGGUGAUAGAAAUGAUGCCUUGUUCAAGUUCAAUUAUCAUCUACUGAUUGAAACUUUUCAUUUACUAAAAGACUUGUAAGAAAAGUUUAUAUUGCUUCAA